ACCUUUAUUUGUGAAAGAUAACCUGGAGUACCUGGCUCGUCUAAUAAACUGUACAAUAGAUAAGUAAUUAAUAUGUGUAGUGCUGCCAUGAGUUGUGCAGAGGGGAUUGUGAAGUUUUUAGUUGCCGGAGCAAAUCUAAUUUUUGCUCUUGGAGGACUCGCUCUUCUGAUCGUAGGCAUCUUAUAUAAGGUGAAUUUCAGUCACUACACAGAUGCAAUUCCAGACGAUUAUCAAUCAAUAGGUCUAGCGCCUGUUUUGACCAUCAUAGUAGGAUCUAUAAUAUUUGUCAUAGCUUUUUUUGGAUGCUGCGGAGCUUUCAGAGAGAGCUCAUGUAUGCUAACCACAUACGCUGUUAUUUUACUUAUCAUAUUCUUCAUGCAAAUUGCUAUAGGAAUAUUUGUUAUGGUGGAAGUGAAUAACGAGGAUACUUUCAAAACUAAAGUAGAAUCAGCUAUAACGAAGGUAUUUACUCCGGUCAUACAAAAUACAGAUAACACCACCAAAGAGCUGGUAGACCUCAUCCAAAAAGAGUUUAAGUGUUGUGGUAUAAAAUCUUCGAGUGAUUGGACUACCCCACCGGAUACUUGCUAUUCAAAUCAGAAUUCUACAGGAACUUUAUAUACUCAGGGCUGUGCGGAAGCUUUUUACGAGUUUUUGGAGAACUCCUUGAAAAUUAUCGGAAUCGUUAUUUUGACCCUUUCAUCUUUAGAGAUAAUUGGCUCUAUAUUUUCACUUUGCUUAUCAAGCAGCAUCAAAAAUAGGGAAAGAAGAUUUAGGUAUUAAAUUUAUCUGUUAUCAUGGUUAGAUAACGACAACAUAUUAGCAAAUAUUCGAACAAAUCCAAAAAUACACGAAACUUGUGAACGUAGAAUAUUUUAUUGAACUAUCAGUAUUUGUAGACAAAUAAAUUUUGUUAUAACACUUUUGCAAAUUUCUUCAAAUGAUUAUGACUUCCUAAUUAAGAAAUGUACCAAAUGCGACGCUCUUUGACGUCGUCUUCAGAUCGGUUCUCAAGCCCGAACGACGGGUGUUAAGAUGCUCUGAUGAGACGUAAUAACGUCGAAACUAGUCAGUGCUUAAGACCCUCUCCUUGCAAUUGCGAGCCAUUGAGGAUGUUAAUAUCGACAAAAAGAUCAAUUGCAUAGAUAAGAUAUCUAAAUCCCCAACGCACUAUUCGUUAUUUUACCACAACCGUCAAGGUCUCCCUCUAGGCGCGCAAUCUCGUUAUGUAGAAGCCAGACCUCGUAUACGUCGUUUCCAUAGUCCUAUACUUUGAUUAAUGUUUCAAAUAUUCACACUUCUGUUCAUUGAAAUACAAAGUAUUUCAAAAAAAGGCGAACCCUCUCUUAGUUAGAAAACUGAAAGAUAUUUGCGCUUUGAUCAGUAAAAAAUUUUCGUAACUCCAUCCGUAUCCUCGAUAAAGGGCGUAUACACAUUUUUAACGAAUUUUGCCGUAACUACUGGCGAAAUUAUAUUCAAAAAUUGUUUUGAAAUACCCUGUAUAUGUAUUUUUUUCCUCGUUUCAACAUACAAUAAUUUAAUAACCUUUCUAUUGUAGCAAUCUUGUGUAAUAUUAAUUGAAAGGAGCUGAAAAUAAAUAUUGUAAAUAGUAAAAUCGAUAAAACAAAAAAA
Diorhabda sublineata is the source of this 1632-nucleotide messenger RNA. Its product is annotated as CD63 antigen-like. The record is from RefSeq and is a predicted model, not a curated record. The transcript has 5 exons. The coding region runs from base 73 to 783 and encodes 236 amino acids. Lineage: Eukaryota; Metazoa; Arthropoda; Insecta; Coleoptera; Chrysomelidae. Gene Ontology annotation, cellular component: membrane.